Messenger RNA from Talaromyces marneffei, 882 nucleotides. RefSeq lists its product as uncharacterized. Bases 1 to 882 code for a protein of 293 amino acids. The record is from RefSeq and is a predicted model, not a curated record. The transcript has a single exon. Lineage: Eukaryota; Fungi; Ascomycota; Eurotiomycetes; Eurotiales; Trichocomaceae.
AUGCACAAACCAUCCAUCGCACAGAUUGUCUACAAUACUACGUUCCCCCGGCCCAAAACCGCCGAUCCAACGUCAUUCUCAGUGCAUAUCACUCGGAAUCUAGUUCCAGAAGUGAGAAUUGAAACAGCGGCCUUCUACGGAUCACUCGAUUCGAUCGAAGCACAGUACCCCGGCCUCGACUAUUCAUAUGGUCCUCAUCGCAUGCGACUGAGCCGUUUCCCAUGGCACCGCAAGUUGUUCAAGGUCUUUGACGAGCUAGGUUUGACCAAGCAGGAAAUCUUGGCGCUCUGCCGCUGGGAAGGAACAUUAUCAGCUCGAGAGAGAUAUGAAAAAGAAGAAGGCAUCAAAGUCCGCGACACAACUGCGGAUAGCGUUCGUCCCGCCACUCCGUCACAAGGGCCUUCCGCUCGAUUUCAUACAAAUGAAACUGAGCCAUCAACUCCCGAAGAUGGCCCGGUGACACCAGAGGAGUUUGUUCAGGAUCUACUACCGAUGGCGACAACACAGCAUAAGCACGUAGACGAGGAGGAUUUCAGCGACGAAGAAAUGGAGAGUUACGGCGUCCGACUCAAUCAACGUCUCAUCUACGCUACGGCUGCUCGUGAACGCGGCCAUAAUAUUCCUCUGGAUGAGGAAUGGGAGCAAUGGCUCAAGGAAGCGCGUGAACGAGGCAGCUACGAUAUGGUGGAUGUAGUGCGGACUGGCCAACCGGUAGAGACGAGAACAAAUGGCUCUGUUUCUACAAUGCCGGCACCAAGCGCAGCCCUGAUGAGUCAACUGGCAAUAGCGGCGCAACAACCGGUGACGGUAUCUGUUCCAACUUUACGUACGGAAUCAGGAUUUCGUCGACCGUCCACGAAUCCGUCGGGGGUCGCUCGAUGA